GCCCUUCCAAGAGUUGCCAGAAAUACAGCUUGUGGCAAAGUUCAUGUAAAACUUCAUGCCCUUCAGUUCAGCACAACCCCAAAUUUUCAGAAGAAGGCCAAAAGCCGAAGAGUGUAUCUCAAAGGAGUUCAGUCAAUUAUUCUACAUCAUUACAAUGACCUGAAGACAUCAGAAGCAAACACAUUUGUCAGCAAAAAUCCAAAGUUGAAAAAUGUGGAUAAACUUCAGCUGGAUGCAGUACUGAUGCUCCUGAAGAGUCAAGAAUACAGAUGGGAGGACAUUCAACAGCAUAAGGAUGUCCUGACCUUUAUGCCCAGCCAGCUGAAUGAUCGUCUCAAGUUCUUGAAGGAGUUUUCAAUCCCAAAACCCACACUUCACGAGCUAAUGUAUGCACAGGCAUACAUGCACAGUACUGUGGGAUUCUUACGGAAAUAUGGAGUUUAUAGCCAGAACUUUGAUAUUGUAGCUCACCUAUUAGAAAAUAUAAAGCGCCUGGAAUUACCAGAAACUUUUAUAAAUGAAUUUCAAGAGCAGUAUAAAAACAACUUGGAUGAGGUACAGCUGGCAGAAUUAUAUUUUAAGAUUCUGAAGAAAUAUCUAACAAUGAGGUUCCCCUCAGACUCUUCUGCAAUUGAAAUACUUUUCAAGGGUGAUUGGUCACCAGCCUGGAAGCCUCUUGUCUCCUAUCAGGAUAUUUGUGACAUUGUUGUAGAUACACUUAGGUUAGACUUCAGUUAUGUGGUGUCAAACACAUGUAUACUAAAUAUAGACCCAGUAAAUGUGAUAAGUCUACUUAAAAAAUACCCAAAGCUUGGGGGGGUAUCAACAAUAGAGGUGGCUGUCAAAGAACCUGAGCUGUUCCUCAUUCCUUUUUCAAAGAUAGAAAGAUGGACAAAAAUGCUAUGGAAAUACAAAGUGACGAAGUUCAAUUUCUCAAUUGAGACGUUGCGCUUUUUCCGAGGCAGUGAUUUUGUAGGAGUAGAAGAGAGAUUAAAAGUGCUUAGUCAGUUACCAGAGUGGAAGAUUAUAAGCUUGUCAGAUCAACUCUUUGUAAUCUUGAGAAAACCUUUUGGUUUGAAAAGAUUGCUUGAUGCAAUGCACUCAGGACAAGUUGUCAACAACCUGUCUUCUGCUGCUCAGGAUCCAAGUGCAAAUGUGCCAGUGCAACGAAGCCGGCGCCUCCCCCAAGAGGUUGCAGCAUACAUGGCUCAAGAACUCAACAUAGAGGAGUAUGAGGCAAAUGAACUAUUGGAUGCUGAAGUUCAAACUCACUUUGGUAUAUCCAAUACAUGCAUGGUCCUCGAACUCCUGCUCAAUUAUGGAUUUACAAGGGAGCAG
This is a messenger RNA of Penaeus vannamei (Pacific white shrimp), 1338 nucleotides long. NCBI's taxonomy places the organism in Eukaryota, Metazoa, Arthropoda, Malacostraca, Decapoda, Penaeidae. The record is from RefSeq and is a predicted model, not a curated record.